ACAUGGCGAUGGCGUUGCUUGAUAGUGUGAAUCGUCUGCUGGCGUCUGGCCACUACCAGCCGUUGCUGUCGGUGAUCAAGGGGUUAAGGAAUGGAGCAGUGUAUGGAGCAAAAGUUAGACUUCCUCACUCCCUAGUGAUGACUCUGCUGUUUAAACGUGGCAGCUUAAAGGACAUGUCUAAGGGGAUAUUUGAGGCUACCUACACUCACUCGCGUAACCUGGCACUGUUUGUGUUUUCGUACAAGGCUUUGACAAGCCUGAUGGCCGUGGCUCAGAAUAAACCAGAACAAUUCCACUCGUUUGCUGCAGCAUUCUGUGCUGGAUACUUCAUAUUUGGGAAGUAUAACAAGGUCAAUGAACAGAUAAACCUGUACCUCUUGUCCCGGAUCUUAUAUGGACUAGCAAAGUUGGCAGUGAAGAAAGGUUUCAUUCCAAAGCCCAAGGGCGAUACCUUUCCUUGGUUUGCCGCCAUUGUUUGGGGAAUCGUCCUUUGGCUGUUUGAGUACGAAAGUGACACGCUACAGCCAUCACUUCGGUCAUCCAUGACCUACCUCUACCAUGACAGUAACAAGUGGCAAAGCUUCAAAAACUUUCUCAUAUACAACAAGUAGACUUAAGUGUUAAUACUACGGUAGCAGAGUACAGUAGCGUACGGUGGCCAUGGGUGAUAUUUUUAUACAAUGAAUAACCCCUGUAGUAUAA
Messenger RNA from Mizuhopecten yessoensis (Yesso scallop), 702 nucleotides. RefSeq names its product peroxisomal membrane protein 4-like. The coding region runs from base 3 to 611 and encodes 202 amino acids. NCBI's taxonomy places the organism in Eukaryota, Metazoa, Mollusca, Bivalvia, Pectinida, Pectinidae. Gene Ontology annotation, cellular component: peroxisomal membrane. The record is from RefSeq and is a predicted model, not a curated record. The transcript has 4 exons.